Molecule: messenger RNA, 1456 nt
Organism: Coregonus sp. 'balchen'
Lineage: Eukaryota; Metazoa; Chordata; Actinopteri; Salmoniformes; Salmonidae
Source: the annotation of a GenBank genome assembly
UGCGCUCCAUUUAAAAUGUGCCAGGCCUUUUUGGAAUGACUUUCAAAGCAGAUCUGAAAGGUCAUAGCAACACCAAUGGAGGCUGAAGAUUGCGGACAUUUGUUGGAGUUGAUAUUUCAGAUCUGGAUUCCAGGUUAGGAUGCAUCUGGAGAGUAGAAGAUAAGGUAUGUAGGCUAUAGUUGUAUGCUAGCAUUUUGGCUAUGAUCUUAUUGAUUGUUACUAGCCUAUUAUUAUGGCUACUAGGCCAAUGUAUUACAUUGUUUUGUUGUUUGACCGUGUUCUUAAAAUAGCCUAGGUUUUGGACCAAAUAAUUGUGACAUAAGGUACAUAUUUUGAAAUGUCAUAGCAUAAGCAUUGAAAUAAUAAGCCUGUUCUUUGAUUACAAUUGACACCUUGUAGCCCUAGCUACUUAACAAAAUGUAACAAUUACUUUAAAUAUUAACACAAAUGUUUUUUUAUGUGAUAUGAAUAUUAUGUAGUUUAGGCUAUUGGGGGAUAAAGCUAGAGUAUAGAUUAUACUAGUGUAUGCCUAGAUAUUGCAUUGUCUCUGUUUGACAUAGCAAUGUUGACUCUGGUUUCCCCUGUUCAGCGACAACAAUGCUACUUUUGGAGGUGUGCUGCUGCCUGAUUGGCUGGAUUUCACUCUACUUUGCAUUCUGUUACCUGAAUGGCCAGCGGGGUAAGGAGUGGAACUGCAGGCUGGUGACACUGACACAUGGGAUCCUCAUAGUAUGUCUUACUGCAUACAUUAGCUUCAUCGAUGGGCCCUGGCCUUUAACACAUGCAGGUGAGGUUUGGAUUUGUGUUACUGCAAAGCAUGCAAGUGUAUUAUGUUUAGCUUUAUUUCAGUAUACAUGGCAACUAUUUGAAUUGCAGUAUGAGAUUGACCUUGACUGACUGACCUUGUCCAUUUGUGACCUCAGGUACAGAGAACACCCCGCUCCAGAUCCUGGCCCUGGUGGUUAGUCUGGCCUAUUUUCUAUUCGACUUCGGCUGGUGCAUCUGCGUCCGCACCGAGGGCCUCGUCAUGCUGGCCCACCACACCAUGAGCAUCGCAGGCAUCCUGUUGGCGCUGGGCCUGGGCAAGUCGGCAGUGGAGACAUGCGCCGUGAUUUUCGGCAGCGAGAUCACCAACCCCUUGCUGCAGGCCCGCUGGUUCCUCCGGCAGGUGGGCCGCUACGACAGCCUGUGGGGGGACGCGGUGGACCUGCUCUUCAUCCUGCUCUUUGCCCUGGUGCGUGUAGGCGUGGGUGGCAUGAUGCUCUACUGUGAGCUCACCUCCCCCCGGCCCAGCCUCAUCAUGAAGGGAGGGGGCCUGGCCAUGUACACACUGGCCUGGGUCUUCAUGGUGGACAUUGCCAAGUUUGCCUGCAAGAAAACCAGGACAAAGUAUAAGAGGUGGCAUGAGAUGUGCAAGUUGGGAGAGGUGAAUGGACACACAGGGAAGACUGAGUGA